CUGGAAACCACCACUACUCGCGCCGCUCGCUCGGUCAUCCAUGGCGACCUCCUCCACUCCGCCUGCUGCUUCCCACGCCUCCCUCUCCCCCCGUCUCUAGGUUCGUUCGUUCCACGUCGCCGUCCACCCCUGUCCACAGCCGCGACAAACUCUUCCUCAGACCCACGCCACGUACGAUGCCUCUCUCCCCUUCCCCUUCCCCUCCGCCCAACGCCACCGCCGCCGCCGCCGCCCUGCCCCUCCUCCUGCUGCUCGUCUGCGCCAGCAGCAUUGCCGCGCAGCCGCUGGCGUCGUCGCAGGCCAAGGCGCUCCUCCGGGUGCGCCGCCUGCUGUUCUACCCGCCGGCGCUCGAGCCGCUGCGCGGGGCGCCGGACCCCUGCGCGCUGCCGCCCGCGCCGGCCCUCGCCGUCGCCUGCGAGGGCGGCCAGGUCACGGCGCUCUCCGUCCUGGGCGACCGCGACCCGGACGCGGCCUGGCGCGCCGCGCUGCCGGCCAGCUUCUCCUCCGAGGCGCUGUUCACCACGCUCACCAGGCUCCCGGCGCUCGCGCGCCUCUCGCUCGUCGGCCUCGGCGCCUGGGGCCCGCUCCCGGGCGCCAAGCUCCGCCGGCUCCAGGCGCUGCAGCAGCUCAACCUCAGCUCCAACUACUUCUACGGCGCCGUCCCCGAUGGCCUCGCCCGGCUCUACUCGCUGCAGAGCCUCGUGCUGUCCUGGAACUGGCUCAACGGCACCGUGCCGUCCCUGUCCGGGCUCCAGUUCCUGGAGGAGCUCGACCUGUCGCACAACCGGCUCGGCCCGGCGUUCCCGGACGUGGGGAGGUCGGUCGCGCGGCUGGUCCUGGACGACAACAACUUCACCGGGGGUAUCCCGGCGGGGGUGAGCUCGCUGGGCCUGCUCCAGUACUUCGACGUGUCCGGGAACCAGCUGCAGGGUUGGAUCCCCUCCUCCGUCUUCGCGCUCCCGGCGCUGCGGUACAUCAACCUCUCCCGCAACCGGCUGGCGGGCCAGCUUCCCGCCACCACGGCUUGCGCGGAGGCGCUGGCGUUCGUGGACGUCUCGGCGAACCUGCUCACUGGGGCGCGCCCGCCGUGCAUGCGGGGCAAUUCCUCGGCGCGCACGGUCCUCGUCGCGGGUAACUGCUUCGCCGACGCCAAGCAGCAGCGGGCCAGCUCGUACUGCAACCCCGGCGCGCUGGCCGCCGUGCUGCCGCCGCCGCAGGGCAACGGAGGAGGAGGGCAGGGGACGGGGAAGGGCCGCGAGAUCGGGAUGGUUCUUGCGAUUGCCGGCAGCGUCGUUGGUGCCGCAUUGCUGAUUGCGCUGGCCAUGGUGGUGGUCCUGAGGAGGGCGAGGAGGCAGCGUCCGGAGGCGACCAUCCUGCCGAAGUCGCCCGCGGCGACACCGACCAACAAGGCGGAUGGAUGGAAGGCUCCGGCUAAGGCAACCCAGAAGAUUAUUACUACUGCUGAUAAGAGACAUGCAUCACAAGCUGCAAGGGUGAAUACACUGGAAGUACCAGCCUACCGAGUGUGUACACUGGAGGAGCUCCAAGAAGCAACCGACAAUUUCAGUUCCUCCAACCUAAUCAAGACUAGUCCUCUUGCACAGGAUUAUAAUGGUCAGCUUCAAGAUGGUUCACGAGUACUGGUUAGAUGUUUGAGGCUGAAGCCGAAGUACUCCUCCCAGAGCCUUGUCCAAUACAUGGAGAUUAUUUCUAAACUUCGGCACCGUCAUUUGGUCAGCAUCAUUGGUCAUUGCAUUGUCAGUGAUGAGGAGAAUCCUAAUAUCGCGAGCUUGGUCUACCUCGUUUCUGAAUGCGUGACAAAUGGAUCUUUAAGAAGUCACCUUACUGAGUGGAGGAAGCGUGAAAUGCUCAAAUGGCCCCAACGGGUUUGCGCUGCCAUUGGCAUUGCGAGAGGGGUUCAGUUUCUGCAUAAUCUGACUGCUCCUGGGAUCGUACAGAACAAUCUCAACAUAGAACAUAUCCUGCUGGACAAGACCCUCACGUCUAAGAUCAGCAACUUCAGUCUUCCAAUGAUAUCAACUAGCAAGAACGGCAAGAUUCUCUCAGAGACCCCAUUUGCUGUCCAUGAAGACAAUGAUAUUGGCAGUGCUCAGAACGCGGCACAAGGUGACAAGGAAGACAUCUACCAGAUUGGCCUAAUUCUCCUGGAGGUGAUCACAGGCAAACCAACAGAGUCCCAAAGGCAACUGGAGUCCCUGAAAGCUCAGCUAAGUGAGGCGCUAACUGAAGACCCAGACAGGCUGAAAGACAUGGCAGACCCGGCGAUACACGGUACUUUUGCAGUGGACUCACUGAGCACAGUUGCCGAGAUAGCCCUCAAGUGCACGACUGGCGACCCAAGCGACCGACCUUCCAUCGACGACGUGCUCUGGAACCUGCAGUACUCCAUGCAGGUGCAGGAUGGGUGGGCGAGCAGCGAGAGCUUAGGCUUGAGCGUCAAAUCUCAGGCUUAGAUAAAGGCGCAGUGAUUCGGUUCCUAUGCAAAUGAUGAUUAUGAAGCUCUAUGCGCCAUCACUCUGCCUCUAGUUUUCUGGGGUUUUUUUUUGGGAGGAAGAGAGGUCGUUGGUAUAGUCUCUACUGUAUAUAUGUGGACCUUACUUUUUUCAGAACUGUUGUUUAUGGUACCUGUAAAACUCAGGUUCUCUUAAGCGUUUGUCCACUCAACAGAUAUGUGCUGCCAUUUAUGGAGCAGCACACAAGCAGUAGUUAAAAUGGGACUUACAGCCUAAA
Messenger RNA from Zea mays, 2751 nucleotides. RefSeq lists its product as uncharacterized. The coding region runs from base 177 to 2474 and encodes 765 amino acids. The transcript is spliced from 7 exons. Gene Ontology annotation, biological process: protein phosphorylation. Gene Ontology annotation, molecular function: ATP binding; protein kinase activity; protein binding. The record is from RefSeq and is marked validated. NCBI's taxonomy places the organism in Eukaryota, Viridiplantae, Streptophyta, Magnoliopsida, Poales, Poaceae.